CAGUGGAUCCUAGAGAGUCAGUCAGUAAGUCAAUGUGUCCGGGUAGGUCUAAGUGGUGAGGAGUGGGACAUUGUCGUGCACCUAACACCACGAUGGAUGACUAUCCGAUGUAUGGGAUGCUUGUUGGGUUCUCCCUCUGGGGGACCCUCUGGCGUCUCCUCUUUCCUCUGGGGUUCUGGCACGCGAUGACGUGUAGAGUAGACACCCGGGGUGGUACUUCCACCAAGCCAUAUUCGAAGGAGGAGGAGGAGAAGAUGGCCGCCAUUCUGAGGGAAAGGAAGGAGAAGAGAGAGGCCAAGAAGAAGGCCCUACCGGAGGAGCAGGCGGCCAAGUUGAGAAAGAUCGAGGAAGAGAUGGCCAGAGAGAAGGAGAGAAUCAUGAAGGAAGAGGAGGCGAAAUUGAAAGAGGUGGACGAGGAAGAGGAGGAAGGACCGCCACUGCAAAGGAGGAGUGGACAGCACAGUGGCAGCAAAGACGAGGAGAUGGAGAAACGGAUUUCGAAGUGGGUCGCCAACUUAUCCUUGGGUGAAGAGGAAGAGGUUGCGAUGUACAUCCCCAAGGAUGAGCAAGAAGCCGCUAUGAAAAAAUGGGAAGCAGAAGAAGAUGUUCUGACGCGGCGGGCGAUGGAAGAUGAAUAGAGGAUGGCGUGGAAGCUCGCAAUGAUGAGGGAGAAGAAGAGAAGAGUGGAGGCGGCGAAUGCAGCAAUACAGGAAUUGGAGGUGCAGAAAUUGAGUUUACAGUUGACACCCCAGGCCGGUGUCUAGACAGUUGUCCAGAGACUGCUUGUGUUAGGGUCUCUCUAGACACCUCCCUCACAAGCGUGGCCGAAGAGUUGAAGGAGAGGAGGCCGCCUGGGCCAAGAUGAGGAAGGAGAAUAAAGGGCAACUGAUCUU
This is a messenger RNA of Chara braunii, 893 nucleotides long. NCBI's taxonomy places the organism in Eukaryota, Viridiplantae, Streptophyta, Charophyceae, Charales, Characeae. The record is from the annotation of a GenBank genome assembly.